AUGCGAGCGUGGUGUCGCACGCGCGUGCGAUACCUCCACCAGGACAUGCGAUCGUCCAUCGACCGCGCGCAGGAGUCAAUCGGCCUAAUACACGUCCUGGGGCACUUUGGGCCGCGCAGCAGUAGCAACCUGAGCUACUGGGGGCUGGCGGGGUGCGUGAACAACGCGACCAUGGCGGACUAUAACCUCCGGGCGGAUGCAAUAGGCAACUUCAGCACAGGCACCAUCAUGAUGGUCGUCACCGACCGAGACAGGCCCCAGCUGGAGAGCAUCAUAGGGCAGCCAAUCCGGUCAGUGCUGGGCCUGCCCGCCCCAAGGAAGGAUCUGUACGGAGUGAACGUGUACGGCAGCAUCAACCCCACCUUUCCCAUCCAGCCCUUCACCGACUUCCUUCCUCUCGUCCCUCCGGAUCUCCUCACCAACCUGUUGCGAGGGCAGACCAUCGCAGGCGCUCCUCUCUCUGCUGGGCCCGGAUACGUGGCAAUCGUGUUUAUCGUUCCCAUCUUCCGCCAUCCUCUGCCUGCGAGUGCAUCUGAGCAAGAAGUCCGAAGCAGCAUAAGCAUUGCAUGGGCCGGUGUGGUUCACCUUGAAAUGAGGGCCCGGGAAUUACUGCACAUGCUAGAAAAUGCCACCAGCACACACUCCUUCGCAAUGUACGACAACACAGAGCCAGGCGCGCUGAAGCAGAUAUACGGCCCAGAUGAGCCACGGUUGGAGAGCGGGUCUGCCUUCCCCUUUGUGCUGCCCACACCUUCGGUGGCGCCACCUGAGCAUGUGGAGCCUUUCCCUGAGAACAUGAUGGGACGCACAUUUGAAGCCCACUGCGGGUUCCAGGUUCCCCCACCUACUUUGGACCUCGUGUACGCUCCCAUGCUGCUGGGUCUGCUGGUGCUGCUGGUGGCAGUGCUCCUGUCCAUCAUGAUUGCAGUACUGGCGUGGAAAAGGAGAAAUAUAGAGGCGGAUAUGAAGGAGAUACAGAUAUGCACGGCCAUCUUGGAGCGAGCUGAGCGGUCCAAGAGUGAGGCGGUGGCCAGCACGUCGCAUGAGCUGCGCACCCCAAUCAUUGGCAUGAUGGGCAUGAUAGAGGAACUGUUGGAGUCACCCUUGGAGGAGUGGCAGCGGGCCGACCUGGUGGAUGCGAGGGCGUGUGCGGGCGAAACGGUGGAGCUCAUCAACCGAGUGUUGGACCUCGCCAAGCUGCAGGCCGGCCGCCUGCAGCUCGAGACUCUCCCCUGCUGCCUGCGCCGCAUCACUCGUGAGGCAACUACACUUGCGCCAGGGAAGAAUUUACCAGCAAGUGCCAUGAACAACACGGCAACGGGCCACAUAGCCAUCCGCCUUUCGUGCAUCCCUCCUCCACACAUCGCCAGCACGCCACCUCCACCCGCUGCUGCCUCAGGCGCCACACAAGCCUUCUCUGAGCCGCCCCCAGCAGCAGCCUCAGCGUGGCAUCAGCUGGCCGGCUGUGUGCGGCGCUUCCCUCCGCCCACCCGCCUGCUCUGCCUCCCCCAGCACCGCCCGGACAGCCAAGGGGGGCUCGUGGGCAACAACGGUGGGCAGGCGUGUGGGCAGGCGUGUGGGCAGGCGUGUGGGCAGCCGUGUGGGCAGGCGUGUGGGCAGCCGUGUGGGCAGGCGUGCAGCAGAGACGGUGUAGGCAGUGCAGAGGAGGGGCAGGGUGGGGAUGGGAGGUUGGAGGAGGACGUGAGGGAGUGGGUGGAGGGGGCGUGUGCGGUGAGGGAGGAGGGUGAGUGGAUGGUGGUGGUGGCGUGUGAAGACACGGGCGGUGGUAUACCACCCGCGGAGCUGUCGGGGUUGCUGGACCCACAUGGCAUGCAUGGCAGCGGGCAACAUAAAGUCAUGGAGAGAAUACGGUCACUUGGGAGGGCAGAGUCAUGGAAGGGCCUGGGGAGGUCGUCAUCGUGGGGACAAAGGGAGCGCAGCACAUGGGAUCCGUUGCAGCACGAUCGCAAGGCAGCUGCCGGCCCCCGCUGGACGCCCUACCCUGUUCGCUUCCUGCUCUCCACCUCCCUUGUAGCGGAGAUGCGGGGGGGCAUGGCAGUGCUGUCAGAUGCCGCCACAGGCACCACCAUUCUGCUGGCGCUGCCCAUGGGGGGAUGGGAGGGCGCCGGCAGCACGGCAGAUGAGGAGCGGAGUGGGGAGGAUGUUGGCAAGUCAGAAGGGGCUAGUGAAGAGCGUGUGGAGAGAGGGAGCGGAUCGCAGGAAGGCAUGGAAGGGCCAGCCAGUGGUGCCACUGCGCAACCAGCAGCACCACAGCAGCGACAGGCAGCAGGGGCGCGAGCGCUAGUGCAUGCGCACACGUUUCCGCAAUCGGAGGUGGAGGAGGCCGGGGCGGGAGUGGAUGGUGCGAGGGAGGCGGAGCGGGUGGUGCGGGGGGUGGUGGCGGGGCGGGGGGUGGCGGUGGUGGAUGACAACGCGGUGAACCGCAUGGUGGCAAGGAGAACGCUGCAGGGCUACGGGGCGCACGUGCUGCUGCUGCCCUCCGGGGAGGACGCGCUGCAAGCGCUCUCCUCUGCCACGCCCUCCCAACCCAUCCACCUGCUGCUCCUCGACCUCCACAUGCCGCCCGGCAUCGACGGAUUUGAAACGGCUCGUCGAGUGCGUGCUAUGGAAAAUGCACAGCAGAUGAAUGUGGAAACGAAUGCAACAGAGAUAUGUGAAGUAGCCGAUACAAGUGUAGAUGAUACAUCAAAGAAGCGGCUUUGCAUAAUAGCAUUGACUGCAGAUUUGGAUGUAGGGAUCAAGAGAGCAUGCUUAGAGGCGGGGAUGGAUGGAGCAGUGAGGAAGCCGAUAGUGGCUGAGGAACUUGCUGCAGCGCUCUCUGCUGCAGGGUUAGUACAUAUUUCGUAG
Molecule: messenger RNA, 2868 nt
Organism: Closterium sp. Yama58-4
Lineage: Eukaryota; Viridiplantae; Streptophyta; Zygnematophyceae; Desmidiales; Closteriaceae
Source: the annotation of a GenBank genome assembly